Molecule: messenger RNA, 555 nt
Organism: Ruditapes philippinarum (Manila clam)
Lineage: Eukaryota; Metazoa; Mollusca; Bivalvia; Venerida; Veneridae
Exons: 4
Coding region: 97-555 (152 amino acids)
Source: RefSeq, a predicted model, not a curated record
GACAAUACCUUAUAACUAAACUACACCUGUAACACACAAUAUAAUCUUUCUGUUUCGCAUAUUUUACUUAAAACGUGAACGCAUAUUUGUGUAAAAAUGGGACUUAAAGAGUUUUUUGGUAUAGGUUUGCCAAGGACUGCCUGGAGAGAGCCUGAUGAGAACUUCAGAUGGAAAAUAGAAACAGCACAGAAUCUUCAAAGAGAGAUUAAAGCUAUCGUACCAACAGAAAAGUCUGGUCUAAAACAUUUUAAAGCUCUGAUAAUUGGCAGUCAUGGACACGGGAAAUCUGCGUUGAUAAACACAUUUGCUUCAGUAAGUGCUGGUAGAAAAACGACUGUUUGUAAUUCUGCUACGUUGGAAAGAAAUGUUACAACGCGUUACAGACAUUUUCAGAUCCCUGGUGAAUUAGAGCAAUGCGUUUUUGGGGAUAUUUCUGGGCUUCCAGUAUCAGAGGAUAUAGAACCAUUUCUAGAAGAUAUCAAGUUAAUUCUUGAAGGACGUAUCAAAAGUGGAUAUACGGUCAGUUCAACUCUUAUGUAUUGGAUAAAACGAUAA